Sorghum bicolor (sorghum) is the source of this 1824-nucleotide messenger RNA. RefSeq names its product protein IQ-DOMAIN 14. The record is from RefSeq and is a predicted model, not a curated record. The transcript is spliced from 3 exons. Bases 455 to 1588 code for a protein of 377 amino acids. Gene Ontology annotation, molecular function: protein binding. Lineage: Eukaryota; Viridiplantae; Streptophyta; Magnoliopsida; Poales; Poaceae.
UCUGCGAGGGACCUUCCCUACGCUUUUGGCCUCUCUGUUCGCUCCCCAUGUUUCUUGGCUGCAGCUGCAGCAGGCCUCCUCUCUGCCCUUUUUCUCCCGGUGAAGUGAAGCUUCUUUUCUUGCCUUGUUCAAGUUUCUCAUCGCCCUGUUUUUAUUUCCUGCCAAAAGAUUGCAAAACCUUUUUGUUUCUCAUCUCAAGUUUCAGAUUGCAAAACCUUUUGUUUCGAAAUCCUUGUUUUCAAAAGAUGCAACCUUUUGUUUCGACCAAGGAUUGAAAACUCCCAGCUAGGUUUUGGUCCUCUGCAUCCGCACAUCAGUCCCGAGUUGAUCUUCGCGAGUUCCCACGCUGUAGGAGUAGUUCUGUUUCUGUAGUCUCGUUGCUUUUCCUGCAUCCAUCCAUUCAACGCUUGCUUCUCUCUCUGACGCAUCAGUUCCUGCAGCAGCUACGAGGACCAUGGGCCGCGCGAUGAGAUGGCUCAAGAAGGUGCUCACCGGCAGCAGCAAGAAGGAAGCGGACUGCAGGGAUCGCAAGGCACACAAUGCCGCCGCGUGCGCCGGCGGCGGCGGCGGCGGCGGUGUCGGGCUGGGCCCGCCGCCGCAGGCGGAGAAGAGGCGGUGGAGCUUCGCGAAGCCGAGGAACAGCGUGGCUGACUCCGGCCGGAGGCCCUCCUCCGUGACCGCCGUCGCCGCCGGGGAGCUGCUGUCGCAGGUGCGCCCCUGCAACUGCGGCCAGGAGCGCGAGGUCGAGGCCGCCGUCGUCAUCCAGAAGGCCUUCAGAGGCUACUUGGCUCGGAAGGCACUCCGUGCUCUCAGGUCGCUCGUGAAGCUGCAAGCUCUGGUGCGUGGCUACCUCGUGAGGAAGCAGACCGCCAUGACGCUGCGCAGGCUGCAGGCGCUCAUGAGGCUCCAGGCCAAGACGGCGUCGUCCCGGAAAUCCGUUGAGCAAGAGCGGAUCGUUGCGCGCGGCGUGAAGCCACUGGCCGUGCCUGCGGUGCACCGGCGGCGGCUUUCCGACGGCGGGGACACCGGGUUCGAUCGCAGCCCGAGGAUCGUGGAGAUGGACACGUGCCAGCUCCGGUGCCGGUCGUCCCGGAUCACGAGCCGGUACGCCGGCGAAUACCAGCAGCCGGGCGCCUCGCCGCUCCUCCUCUUGCACAAGCCGUCGGCGUGGCGCCGCCUCCAUGAGCAAGAGCUGGAGCCUCCGCACCCCAAGACAACGCACAACACGCCGCGCCUCAGCGCGUUCCCGGGCUACUACCUCGGGUCGCCGGCGAAACCGGGGCGAAACCGGGACGCCGCCGGGAGCAGCCCGCGGUACAUGGCGGACACGGCGUCGUCCGUGGCGCGCACCCGGUGCCAGAGCGCGCCCAAACAGCGGCAGCAGGGCGAGCACGCGGGGCAACAGGAGCAGGCGGCCGAGGCGAGGCCCAGCGUCGGCCGCUGCGGGUCGAGGAAGCAGGCGCGGUCGCAGCUGCAGGCGAUGGACAGCUUCAGCUUCAAGAGCUCGGAGACCAGCCGCAGCCGCGUGGAGGGAUCGGAGGUGAGCGACGAGGUCACCAGAGACUACUACCUGGACCGGCUCUGGUGAUUCUGCCUUUACACCGAGUCACCCGACUGGUCUAGGAGAAGGAAGGUUAACAAUUCGGUACAUAGUAUUAGUAUUAUUAUUAGGAUCAAACAAGGUGUAGAUCAUGGUGAAAUAUAAUACCAUGAUGUGCUAGUUCGACUACUACCAAUCUCUACUGCCAUGGAGCUCGAGUAUCAUAGUAUGUAUGGUGUCAUAGAGAAGUCAAUAAAUUGUGUUCUAGCACUACAUUUCCACUA